UCAGAAACGGUGCUGACGUGCUUAAAUCUGACACAUUUCACAACCCUGGGAGGAAAUUUCAGAUCAGACAAUAAAACGGGAUCUCUCGAGCUGUUUAUCACUCUUGACAGCCUUUCUUGACAACUGCUACACAGCUAUCUGCUGAUCUACUGAUCAGUCCUGGGAUCUAAAAUGAUUCAUCUUUGUCUCCUCCUAGCUUUGCUUCAGGUCUUGGUCACCACUAAUGGCUCACCAGUCCAUGAACACAAGCGUCCUGAUGCUGAUGAAGCAACACUGUCACUUGCUGAAUCUUCAGAGGGGUUGAGGAGGAGAAAGAGAGAGUGGAUGAUUCCACCAAUAAGAACCCCAGAGAACGACAGAGGACCGUUCCCCAAACACAUAGUGCAGAUUAAGUCCAGUUAUGCUAAGGAAGCUAAGAUGGUUUACAGCCUCAGUGGUGAAGGAGCUGAUCUGGACCCAAAAGGACUUUUCACCAUAAAUAGAAACAAUGGCUCGCUCUAUGUAAAAAGGGCACUAGACAGAGAGGACAAAGAUAAAUAUGUGCUUCAAGCUCAUGCUAUUGCAGCUGAUGGUGAGGACCGGGAAGAGCCCAUGGAGAUUAUUGUCGAAGUGAUUGAUAUGAAUGACAAUACGCCUGUUUUCACCCAAAGCCCUUUCCUUGGCAGUGUUCCAGAAGCUUCAGCAAUAGGACUGGAGUUCAUGACGGUCACAGCUACUGAUGCAGAUGACCCCAACACUGACAAUGCUGAUAUCAGAUACUCCAUCCUCAGUCAGAGUCCACAAGAGCCAGUCCCAGCCAUGUUCGUGAUUAAUCCUGUAACUGGAGUGAUUCGAGUGAACUCUGCAGGACUGGACAGAGAGAAAUAUCCUGUAUACACGCUGGAGCUUGCUGCUGGGGAUAUGCAGGGCGACGGUCGCGUAGGCAAUGGAACAGCGGUUAUUACUGUAACGGACAGGAACGACCACGCACCCCAGUUUGAAAAGACCUCGUACACCGUGUCCGUCCCAGAGCAUAAAGUAGGAGCUUUAGUGGUGAAGCUGCCGGUCACUGAUCAAGAUGACCCUCAGUCUCCUGCCUGGACAGCCAAGUUCAGGAUUGUUAAUGACACUGGUGGAUUCUUCAACGCUAGCACAGGACCAAACAAGCAGGAGGGCAUCAUCACCACUGCUAAGCCAUUGGACUUCGAGCAAACCAGCCAGUACACUCUGUUGGUGGUUGUGGAAAACGAUGUCGUCUUUGGCAAACCUCUGCCCACUUCCACUGCCACGGUCACUGUGGAUGUUCUGGAUGUGGACGAGGCUGCAGUAACUGAGGAGUGUUCAACGCCACUGAUCCCGUCUUCUUUCAAACUCUCCAGACUAGCUGUGGUUUUAAAAAAGUGGUAUCAGAAAAAAAAGGUUUCCGGCAGCACUUCUCACACUAGGGAACAGGAUUUUGCGUCGCUCCAGGAUCUCUUUAGGAAACUGAUCGUUGACGCUGAAGUCCGUUCCUCUCAGCUCCCGUCCGCGGCUCUUCACCAGCUCUUUCUGCUUGAAACGUUCAAAUUUGGCUACGAUUGGUCUGGGUCUGUGUGCCCCGGGUCGCUUAGCUCCUAUACGGUGAACACGAUCGAAGUUGAUGGUUUUUAUGGUGUCCUCCUGGAGCUUCAACUUCUAGAUGUUUGUGAAAACUCACCUACUCAUCAGUACAGCAUGACCAUGAUUCUGCUUCUGGCUUUGCUUCAGAUAAUAGCCAACAGGGCCGAGUCGUCAGCAUGGCUGCACCACAAGGGACCAGACCCUGAAGAUGCAGCAGUGGCAGCGGCUGGGCCUUCCCAGACUGUUCCAGUUCUGGAGUUUCCAGCAUCUUCAGCGGUGUUGAGAAGGAGAAAGAGAGAGUGGAUCAUUCCACCCAUAAGAACCCCAGAGAAUUACAGAGGACCUUUCCCCAAUCACAUAGUGCAGAUUAAGUCCAGUUAUGCUAAGGAAGCUAAGAUGGUUUACAGCAUCAGUGGUGAAGGAGCUGAUCUGGACCCAAAAGGACUUUUCACCAUAAAUAGAAACAAUGGCUCGCUCUAUGUAACAAGUGCACUAGACAGAGAGGCCAAAGAUAAAUAUGUGCUUCAAGCUCAUGCUAUUGCAGCUGAUGGUGAGGACCGGGAAGAUCCCGUGGAGAUUAUUGUCGAAGUGAUUGAUAUGAAUGAUAAUACGCCUGUUUUCACCCAAAACCCUUUCCUUGGCACUGUUCCAGAAGCUUCAGCAAUAGGAUUUGAGUUCAUGACGGUCACAGCUACUGAUGCAGAUGACCCCAACACUGACAAUGCUGAUAUCAGAUACUCCAUCCUCAGUCAGAGUCCACAAGAGCCAGUCCCAGCCAUGUUCACCAUUAAUCCUGUAACUGGAGUGAUUCGAGUGAAUACUGCAGGACUGGACAGAGAGAAACAUCCUGAAUACACAUUGAAGGUUGCUGCUGGAGAUAUGCAGGGUGAAGGUCGCGUAGGCACUGGAACAGCGGUUAUUACUGUAACAGACAGCAACGACAAAGCACCCCAGUUUGAAAAUACCUCGUACAGCGUGUCCAUCCCAGAGAAUAAAGUAGGAGCUGUUGUGGUGAAGAUGCCAGUGACUGAUGGAGAUGAACCUCAGUCACCUGCCUGGACAGCCAAGUUCAGGAUCAUUAAUGGUAACAGUGGUGGAUGUUUCGCUGUUAACACAGGACCGAACAAACAGGAAGGCAUCAUCACUACAGUUAAGCCGCUGGACUUUGAGCAGAACAGCAAGUGUACUCUGUUGGUGGUUGCGGAGAACGACGUUCCGUUUGUCAAGCCUCUGACCACGUCCACCACCGCGGUCACUGUGAACGUUCUGGAUGUGAAUGAAGCUCCAGUUUUUGAUCCAGAGGAGCAAAUCAUUUCUAAACCUGAAGACGUGGCGGUUGGCAGUGAACUGACCGUGUACACCGCCACUGAUCCAGACACAGCGAGGACUCAGAAAGUGACGUACCGUGUAGGUUCUGAUCCUGCUGGCUGGGUGAGUGUUGAUGGAGAGACUGGACUGGUCAAAGUGAGCAGCCCCAUGGACAGAGAGUCUCCUUUUGUGAAAGAUGAUAUAUAUAAAGCUCUGAUAUUAGCCAUGGACGACGAUCCAGUUCCAGCUACCGGUACAGGAACUCUUGUGAUUGAGUUGAAGGAUGUGAAUGAUAACGCUCCCACUAUUGAAGAGAGGGAGAUCAGAGUGUGCAACAAGCAGUCAGCUCCAGUGCUGCUGUCUGUGACGGAUGAGGACGGGCCUGGCUUUGCUGCUCCAUACAGAGUGGAACUCCUAGGAGACAGCAAGGACAUCUGGACCACCGUGAUGGACGAGACAAGAACUGGAAUUAGACUUGCGCUUAAGACUGCACUGCAACAGGGAGACUACAGUAUUGAUCUGAGGGUCUAUGACAACAUGACCUUCUACCAGGACAGCACCAUCCUUGCUUCUGUAUGUGACUGUACAGGAGACAAAGUCCGCUGCCCUCCUCAAUCUUUAUCUCCUGACUUGGUCUAUUAUUGUAUUGCAGAAUGAUCGAAUUCCUUCCCCCAAGCAUCCCUUAGGAGAAAAGAAGAGAUUAACCUAAGCAUAAAUAAGCAUAAAUAAAGCUGAAUUUGUCCAGUUAUAGGUUUCUGAGAUGUAGAGCCUACAAAAAUGUCAUUUUUUUUAUUAAACAUAUGUCAAAUUCUGUAAAUUAGCAUAAGGAAACUUACUUCUCAGCACUGUUUUAUUACAGUGUAUGAAAGGGUUAACUUUCCUUUGGCCUGUCUCUUCCCCAGUGACUAACAUGUAUUAAUAAAAUCAGACUCUGCUGAGGGUGCAAGGGUGUCUGCCCUUUCUACAUACUUACAGGCUGUUAAUAACUAUUGUUCCUCUUUCAUUCUGCAAACCAUUUGCACUUUUGACUUACUGGAUUUUGAUGUUGAACUGAGCACAUCCAGAGAUGGAGAAAAACAACUCCAUGUACGGGUACAAGCAGGUUACGACAUAUGUUAGAAUGUGGUCGAGCCCUUCCUUGGCUGCCUGCGAGCACGUGGGAAGGGCUCUCUGUCUGUGUGGGUAUAAAAGAGGGGACUUCCCCUUCUUCUGUGUGCUUUUGUGCUGAAUAAACUCUGUCUCUAUACGA
This is a messenger RNA of Pygocentrus nattereri (red-bellied piranha), 4135 nucleotides long. Its product is annotated as cadherin-1-like. Gene Ontology annotation, biological process: cell-cell junction assembly; cell morphogenesis; homophilic cell-cell adhesion. The record is from RefSeq and is a predicted model, not a curated record. NCBI's taxonomy places the organism in Eukaryota, Metazoa, Chordata, Actinopteri, Characiformes, Serrasalmidae. Gene Ontology annotation, molecular function: calcium ion binding; cadherin binding. Bases 172 to 3543 code for a protein of 1123 amino acids. The transcript has 23 exons. Gene Ontology annotation, cellular component: plasma membrane; cytoplasm; adherens junction.